GAGCCGAGACCACCUCGUGGAAGACCAACAUGUAUUAUCGCCAAAACAUUCAAGGGCAAGGGGGUGUCUGGAAUUGAAGAUCAGAUCAACUGGCAUGGAAAGCCUCUGGGUGGGGAAACAGAAAGGGCACUGGCUGAAAUCAAGGCCAUUAUUAAGAAUAAUGGACCUUACAACAUCACCCCACCCCAACCCAGUGGAACAGUUCAAGCAGCCAACAUCUCCAAUAUAGCUCUACCAGAACCUCCUAAAUAUUCUGAACCAGUAACAUGUAGAGCAGCUUAUGGUAAAGCCAUUGCUAAAAUAGGUCAAGCUAACAAUCGGGUCAUCGCCAUGGACGGUGACACCAAAAACUCUACAUAUUCCAUUAAACUUAUGGACGUAAGACCAGAUCAAUACGUAGAAUGUUUUAUAGCAGAACAGAAUUUAGUUGGAGUUGGUAUUGGCUGUGCUACUAGAGACCGAACUGUUGUUUUCCUCAGCACCUUUGCUGCCUUCUUCACCAGAGCGUUCGAUCAGAUUCGAAUGGGGGCCAUCUCUCAAACUAAUGUUAAUUUUGUAGGAUCCCAUGCUGGAGUAUCCAUUGGUGAAGAUGGACCUUCACAGAUGGCGCUGGAAGAUUUGGCCAUGUUUCAAUCCAUCCCAGGGUCCACUGUUUUCUAUCCGUCUGACGCUGUCUCCAUGGAACGAGCUGUAGAGUUGGCAGCCAACAAGUCUGGUAUCUGUUUUAUUCGUUCAAGUCGACCCAACAUACCAAUUCUUUAUGGUGCUGAUGAAGUUUUUAAAAUUGGUCAAGCCAAGGUUCUACGUAAAACUGAUUCUGAUCAAGUAACAAUAAUAGGAGCCUGUGUAACUAUUGUAGAGGCUCUGAAAGCAGCUGAUGAGUUGGCUAAGAGUGGAGUCAAUGUCAGAGUUAUUGACCCUUUCACCAUUAAACCACUAGAUGUCGCUGGUAUCAUACAGAACGCUAGAGAAACUGGUGGACGUAUUGUUACUGUUGAGGAUCAUUAUGUUGAAGGUGGAAUCGGUAGCGCCGUGGCCAGUGGGGUGAGUGAAUGCAGGGAUAUAAUCGUGAAGAAACUGGCCGUAAACGACAUCCCAAGGAGUGGAAAGGCAGCUGAAUUAAUCGAGAAAUAUGGAAUUGGAGCUAACAGUAUCGUUAAAGCAGUACAACAAAUUUUAACUCUAUAA
Lottia gigantea (owl limpet) is the source of this 1188-nucleotide messenger RNA. RefSeq lists its product as hypothetical. The record is from RefSeq and is a predicted model, not a curated record. The annotation marks the transcript as partial. NCBI's taxonomy places the organism in Eukaryota, Metazoa, Mollusca, Gastropoda, Lottiidae. The transcript is spliced from 7 exons. Gene Ontology annotation, molecular function: thiamine pyrophosphate binding; transketolase activity.